CCACGCGCACAGCGCGAGAGUUUCUACUACAAGAGUGGGGCGGUAUGGUGUUCAGAUGACAUGAACUUGGUAUGCUGUUUGUGUGCUUAGAGGAUCUGUUGAAUCCAUUAAUCCAUUUAGACUCUAUAAAUGGAAUUCUUGUGAGGGGAAAAAGGAUGGAAAAGUCGGACGCAUGCGAUCCAUACAGCCGACCCGCGCGCAGGACACAAUGGAUAGUGAGCACUCUGGCGUAUCAUUACGGACUAGACCGUGGAGUGGAAAACGAAAUUAUAGUCCUCGCAACCGGGCUGGAUCAAUACCUCCAAGAGAUAUUUCAUCAUCUAGACUGUCAGGGAGAUGGAAAAAUACCAGCCGAGGAUUUUAACAUUCUUUGCGAGAUUUUAGGACUCAAUAAAGAGUGUGAUCUAGAGGAAUGCGCGGGGAUAUUGGAUAAUCUACCCAAAGAGUUCAGCUUCAGGCAGUUUCACGCAAAACUCUGCGGUUAUUUCAGUACCAAAGCUGGGUGUCAGUAUGAGAAUGGGAGGUUGUUGGUUGGCAAGGAGAGCGAGCAUAUAGAGACGCAGAUCAGACUCCGGAGCCCUUUGAGGCGGCGCGAGAAGCUGCUGUCGUUGGGUACCAGUAAUAAGCGUGAAAGUGGAGAGCCUUCUUCUCCCACUGAGGAUAGACACACAUCAGGUUGUAGGCAGCUGGGAUCCUGCACCAGGGAGUGUUACGAGGAAAUCGUGGCCCUUGAGGAGGCCGAGGACAGGAUAGCCAAACUUGAGGAGGAAAAUGCGAGUCUCAGGGAAUUGGUGGAGGACAUGCGCGCGGCUCUUCAAAGCAGUGAUGCUCGAUCACUGGCCUUACAGGUGGGCCUGUGGAAAAGCCACUCGAAACAUAAACCAGAGGGUGGCUGUUUCAUCGCCCACCAAAGGCGAACAGCCCAGAAGCCCAGCAUUUCUGGGAACCUGAAGGACAUCCAGAGUUUCCUGAGAGAAGUUGAGCUCAUCCGGAAUUCCAGGGACGUGCAGAUCGAGGAGGCCAUGUUCUUCAACCAGAAGCUGGAGCAAGAACUGCGAGUAUCACGCGAGACAGUGCUGAUGCUGGAGGAAUGUAACAGGACUCUAAAGAAGGAGCAGGUGGAGAUGAGGAAGAGGGUGGAGGAAGCCAGACAAGCUGUGCUGAGUGGACUCAAGAAAGUGAAGGAGCUUGAGACCAAAGCCAGUCAUGUGCCUGUUCUGCAGAGGCACGUGGAGCAGCUAGAGAUGGAGCUUCUGUACUACAGAUCUGAAGUGUCUAAAACAUCCAUUUCAUUCAUCAGUAAACCGGACAGACGGUAUAAUGGGGCCAGUCAGACUGCGCCACGCUGUUGUCUAGACACAGAGCAGGAUCGGCGCUCACCGACGGGACGUGCAGAGACUGUGCCUGACACCAUGGAGGAGCAGCUUUUCCGUUCAGUGGAGGGUCAGGCAGCGUCUGAUGAAGAGGAAGAGAGAUGGACCGGAGAGCAGCAGAGACAAGUAGACGAGGUGAAGCGAAUCCUCACCAGACUGUCCUGCUGUGGAGACAGGUGUGAUGAGAAAGCAGUGAAGAAGUUGUUGUCUCAUUUCGGCGACUCUCGCACAGAAGAGAGUCAGACAGCCGUGCUAGAGCUGCUGGAGAGGGUCACGCGACUCAACAAACAACUAGAACUGAAGGAGAGUCAGGCCAGGAGGGUGGAGAUGGACACAGACCAGAUGAGGGAUGCCCUAGUCCAGGAGCUACAGCAGAAGGCUGAGGAGACGGAGCUGCUCCACCUGGAGCUGCAGAUGCUGGAGACGGAGCGGGUGCGUUUGUCUCUGGUGGAGGAGAAACUGAUGGAUGUGCUACAGCUUCUGCAGCAGCUGCGAGAGCUGAAUGUCUCGAGAAGAUCUUUAGGAAAGAUUUUACUCAGCACAUUGGAGUCCUGCAGUGAUCCUCAGCAUGGGAAAGCACAUAUCUUGGAGGUGCUCAACGCUUUGUAUCAUGAGCUGGCUGCGUGUGAGAUCCUCUCAAAUGGUGAGACGAUACAGAGAGCAGAGAGUCACCAGUCUCUCACCAACUCUCUGCUCAUCUCCUGCUAGACAUUACUGCCACCUGAUGGCCACAGGGUGCUACAGACUCUUCUGAAAGGAACUUUAACUGGCCAUGAUGGAAAAUGGGACCAAAAUUAGCCAUGUAUUUUUCUUUAUGUGUUUAUAUUUCUGUGUAUAGUUGUGUAAAUCAUUUAGCUUGUUAUCAUUUAUAAUGAAACAUGAUGUGACACAUUUUGAAGCAUUUAAAGCUAGAUUUUCCUUUUGCAAUAUAUUUGUCAUAUAUUGCUGGUCAGUAUUAUCUUAAAACGCAUGCACAUUAUUCAAUGGUGUUCAUUACAGCUUCAUGUGUCAUGUGGUACACAGGCACAGGAACACCUAGUUGAAAACCACUCAGGUAUAGACAGUGUUGGAGAAAGUUACUUUUAAAAAAUCCCUAAAAAAAAGUAACUAAUUGUGUUACUUAGUUACUUUUUAUGGAAAGUAAUGCAUUACUCCUCACUCUUCAACAAUAUAAACAAAAAAUGAAACACAAAUGAAUUCAUGAUUUCUCUCAACAUGCGGACAGGAGAGCUUUCAGUCAAUAAAUGGGAAAUCAAAGUAACUUGUGUUACUUAUUUGAAAAAGUAACUCCGAUAUUGUGUUGUAAAUUCAAAAGUAAUGCGUUACUUUACUAGUUACUUGAAAAAGUAAUCUAAUUACGUAACUCGUGUUACUUGUAAUGUGUUACCCCCAACACUGGGUAUAGACCAUGUAAUGCUCAUAAUAACAAUAAAGACUAGUUCAAGGGAAAACAUACUGGGUGCAUUUUACAAUUACAGAUGUUACACAACUUCCUCCAUAUCGCAAAUAUAGACUGCCCAGCUGUUAAGGACUGAACAUAUGCAUCUUUCACUGUUUCAAAAUACAGAAACAUUUGCAGCUCAAUUUAAUUGUUUCAACUGUCUUUAGCACUUCUGAGCAGUUUUGUUGCUCCUUAUGGACGAUUUUUAUUCAUGAUUUGCAUGAAACAAAAUAUAUAGCUAACUGUACGUCUCAUAAUUGUCAUUGUCUGUGCCUCUCUCUCAUCUUACAAAUAUUUGUUGCUAUUUUUGUUAAGCUACAGUAAAGAUUCCCGCUAGAUUUGUCAGAUGUGUACUGAAGGAAAUAUCCAAUGUUUUUUUUUUUCCCCUAGCUGAACUUUGUGAGGUUCACAUAAGGUACUGGAAAAUAUAUCAUCAGUGCUUAUAUGUCUAGAAAUUAAAAACAUAACACAUCAUAAUCAUUUCGUACAAUGAUUUAUACACACACAUGUUUUUCAAACAUUUCAAACAUACAUAGACAUACAUAUUUCAGUUUUGGUUUUUUUUUGGUUUCAAAACAUCUAAUAAAAAGUCUCAGUUUGUUUUUCUUUAAAUAAAGCUGAAAUAAUUAAAUCUAUAGCAUAAAAUCAAUAUAAAAAAGGUUGAGAAAAAACAUGCAAAGUAGAGCAUCACAAUCCUUUCAUCUGAGAUUUAACAGAAGGCAUACAGCUCGUAUGGUGACACAGGAGGAAAAAAACAAGUAUAAAUGUGAUUAUAAUUAUGUGCUAUAAUUGUUGAACUUCUAAUAAGUUGUCCUCUUAGAUGUUUUAAUUGUGCAAAAAAAGCAUUUUAUUCGCAUCUACUAAAGAUUAUGUGAGGCUGACUGCAGAAUACUGUAUGCCAAAAGAUGUUCUUCUGGCUCACACGUGUACAGUACAGAUCAAUGUGGCUUUUGACUACAGUUACCGUCAGGCAAUAUCUUUAUUCUACAAUGAGUUAAUGAGGAGUUAUUUUUACACAGGAGCCCAGAAAUAAACACAGGCUCAUAAAGGCUUCAGAAACCCUCUGAUAGUUCAAAUAAUUUUUAUAAUUACACCUUUGGAGCCAUUGGUCUCCUUACCGUUUUGUUUUGAGAACCACAGAAUGGGUCUAACAGGAAAUUUGAUGAGAAUUACGCUGCAUCUUGAUUAAUUACUUGGUUUAAAUAAGCACUUAAUUCUGAAGUAAGAUUGUACAAUCUUACACCAGCACCACUAAGGUCUGGUAAUUACUACAAGCAAACAGACAGGAAAAGCAAAUUAAUCCUAAAAAAAAAAAAAAGAAAAA
This is a messenger RNA of Ctenopharyngodon idella (grass carp), 4138 nucleotides long. It is a transcript of the gene efcc1, whose product is annotated as EF-hand and coiled-coil domain containing 1. The transcript has 8 exons. The coding region runs from base 72 to 2081 and encodes 669 amino acids. The record is from RefSeq and is a predicted model, not a curated record. Gene Ontology annotation, molecular function: calcium ion binding. Lineage: Eukaryota; Metazoa; Chordata; Actinopteri; Cypriniformes; Xenocyprididae.